AUGGCUGGGAGACGGCUUCGUGAUGCAGUGAAGACAGUGCUAAGUGGUGACAAAAGCUUUGGUAGCAACACUCAUGUUGUUAUAGCAGGGUUGACCAAUGCUUAUUCACAGUAUGUGACCACAUACGAGGAGUUGAGGAUUAUCAAGGGAGAUAAUGCAGAUUUACAGGAUGCCAAAAACAGUUACCAUUAUAGAGAUGAUGUGCAAAGGUCUCCAAGGGCUUUUAUGUUAUCGAAUGAUUUCAAUAUGAAGAAUGAUUCACUUGCUCAGGACAAGCCUUUAAAGCAAAGGUUGGGUCAGGAGGGCCGAUUGAGAGAUGAUCGUGUUGAAUUAGCUGGUUUGGUAAUUGCACCAAAAUGUUGUACAUCCAUAGAUGCACAGACAUCUCGGGAAGAAAGAUGCUUCAGACUCUGGAUUAAUAGUCUUGGAAUUGUUACUUACGUCAAUAAUGUUUUCGAGGAUGUCAGAAAUGGAUGGGUUCUAUUAGAAGUUCUUGAUAAGGUUUCACCUGGAUCUGUCAACUGGAAGCAGGCAACAAAGCCUCCUAUAAAGAUGCCAUUUCAAAAAGUGGAGAAUUGCAACCAAGUUAUAAAAAUUGGGAAGGACCUUAACUUUUGCUUGGUAAAUGUUGCUGGUAAUGAUAUUGUACAAGGGAAUAAGAAGCUCUUACUAGCAUUUCUGUGGCAGCUUAUGCGAUUUACCAUGCUUCAACUUCUGAGAAACUUAAGAUCACACUCCCAAGGUAAAGAGAUUACAGAUGCUGAUAUAUUAAACUGGGCAAACAACAAAGUGAAGAAAGCUGGAAGAACGUCUCAAAUGGAGAGUUUCAAGGAUAAAAAUAUUUCCAACGGUAUUUUCUUCCUUGAGCUUUUGAGCACUGUAGAGCCAAGAGUGGUCAACUGGACUCUAGUUACUAAAGGGGAGACUGAUGAUGACAAGAAGUUGAAUUCAACAUAUAUCCUCAGUGUCGCCCGAAAAAUCGGAUGCUCCAUUUUCCUGUUACCUGAGGACAUUAUAGAGGUAAACCAGAAGAUGAUACUUACUUUAUCUGCUAGCAUCAUGUACUGGAGUCUGCAGAAUUCUGAAGAAAACUCCCCAGAGGCAUCGCCCGUAGCUUCAGCAGACGGUGAACAUGAAAUAGAUUUAGUCAAUGAGGUAUCCGAUUUAGCCAUUGAUGAUAAUGCUUCAGUGAAAGUCAGCUCUCCUUAA
Molecule: messenger RNA, 1209 nt
Organism: Lathyrus oleraceus (garden pea)
Lineage: Eukaryota; Viridiplantae; Streptophyta; Magnoliopsida; Fabales; Fabaceae
Product: fimbrin-5
Exons: 4
Coding region: 1-1209 (402 amino acids)
Biological process (GO): actin filament bundle assembly; actin filament network formation
Cellular component (GO): cytoplasm; actin filament; actin filament bundle
Molecular function (GO): actin filament binding
Source: RefSeq, a predicted model, not a curated record